This is a messenger RNA of Adineta ricciae, 525 nucleotides long. The record is from the annotation of a GenBank genome assembly. NCBI's taxonomy places the organism in Eukaryota, Metazoa, Rotifera, Eurotatoria, Adinetida, Adinetidae.
AUGCCUCGUGUUCGUUUAAUUACUUUGAUUUUGUUUUCUUUGCUUGCAUACAACAUUGGUUUUUUCAUAUCACGUUCUUUUUUCCGUACUGAUCCAAAUCUUCCUUCAUCAGACAUAAGAAAUAAUGAUGAUGAUCAACGUGCAACGAUAGGUAGCGGGAAGAAAACUAUGUUGACACUUUCAGCAGCGAUUAGUACUUGUAUGAACAAUGGUGAUUCAGUUCAAAUAAAGAAUUUUAUGAUCAAAAGUAUGAAAUUACUGAAUGAAACAAUCGCUAAACUUCUCUCGCAACCAGAACAAGCGGGAGGUCAAAUGGAAGAUUUUCAAAGUCGUUUCCUCGCUCAGAAUCUUCUCCAAUCUGUAUUGGACGUCAACAAGAUCUUUGCAAUUGUCAAUGAAAACGAUCGUGAACGAUUUAUGAACAACUACGCCAUACUACUCAAUGGUCCAUCUAAAGUCAGAGACAAUUAUUAUGAUCAAGUGACCAAAUAUGCGCAUAUAUGUAUUAAAGAACGUUCCAAUUAA